CCGCCAUGCAGAUCGCCCACGGCUACUGUCCUGGGAGCCCCCCAGACGCAGGAGACGGGCAAGGGCUGGGCCUGUGUCGGGGCGAGGUGGACUUUGGAGGGUCCGGGAAGAAGCGGAGCAAGUUCGUGAAGGUGCCCAGCAGCGUGGCCCCCUCUGUUCUCUUUGACUUGCUGCUGGCUGAGUGGCACCUGCCGGCCCCCAACCUGGUGGUGUCCCUGGUGGGUGAGGAGAGGCCUUUUGCCAUGAAGUCCUGGCUGCGGGACGUCUUGCGCAAGGGGCUGGUGAAGGCGGCUCAGAGCACAGGCGCCUGGAUCCUGACCAGCGCUCUCCGUGUGGGCCUGGCCCGGCAUGUCGGCCAGGCUGUGCGUGACCACUCCCUGGCCAGCACGUCCACUAAGGUCCGCGUGGUGGCCAUUGGCAUUGCCUCGUUGGGCCGCAUUCUGCACCAUCAACUUCUAGAUGAUGCCCAGGAGAACACCCCCAUCCACUACCCAGCCGACGAUGGGGGCAGCCAGAGCCCCCUCUGCGCCCUGGACAGCAACCUCUCUCACUUCAUCCUGGUGGAGCCGGACACCCCAGGGAAGGGGGACGGGUUGGCAGAACUGCGGCUGAGGCUGGAGAAGCACAUCUCGCAGCAGAGGACCAGCUAUGGGGGCACUAGUAGCAUCGAGAUCCCUGUCCUUUGCCUGCUGGUCAAUGGUGACCCCAGCAUCCUGGAGAGGAUUUCCAGGGCUGUGGAGCAUGCUGCCCCCUGGCUGAUCCUGGCAGGCUCAGGUGGCAUCGCCGACGUGCUUGCUGCCCUGGUGAGCCAGCCCCACCUCCUGGUACCCCAGGUGGCUGAGAAGCAGUUUAGAGAGAAGUUCCCCAGUGAGCAUUUCUCCUGGGAGGCCAUCGUGCACUGGACCAAGCUGCUACAGAACAUCACCUCUCACCCGCACCUGCUUACCGUGUACGACUUCGAGCAGGAAGGCUCUGAGGACCUGGACACCGUCAUCCUCAAAGCACUGGUGAAAGCCUGCAAGAGCCACAGCCAAGAGGCCCAGGACUACCUGGAUGAGCUCAAGCUGGCCGUGGCCUGGGACCGUGUGGACAUCGCCAAGAGUGAGAUCUUCAGUGGGGACGUGGAGUGGAAGUCCUGCGACCUGGAGGAGGUGAUGAUGGAUGCCCUGGUGAGCAACAAGCCCGAGUUCGUGCGCCUCUUUGUGGACAGCGGUGCCAACAUGGCCGACUUCCUGACGUAUGGGCGGCUGCAGCAGCUCUACCGCUCUGUGUCCCCCAAAAGCCUGCUCUUUGACCUGCUGCAGCGUAAGCAUGAGGAGGGCCGGCUGACGCUGGCUGGCCUGGGUGCCCAGCACUCCCGGGACCUGCCUGCAGGGCCACCCACCUUCUCCCUGCACGAGGUCUCCCGUGUGCUCAAGGACUUCCUGCAUGAUGCCUGCCGCGGCUUCUACCAGGACAGCCGGGCAGCCGGCCGGAGGAAGGCGGAGAGGGGGCCGGCCAAGAGGCCCACCGGCCAGAAGUGGCUGCUGGACCUCAACCAGAAAAGCGAGGACCCCUGGAGGGACCUGUUCCUAUGGGCUGUGUUGCAGAACCGCCACGAGAUGGCCAAUUACUUCUGGGCCAUGGGCCAGGAGGGUGUGGCAGCAGCCCUGGCCGCCUGUAAAAUCCUCAAAGAAAUGUCCCACCUGGAGACAGAGGCAGAGGUGGCCCGCACCAUGCGUGAGGCCAAGUACGAGCAGCUGGCCCUGGACCUCUUCUCCGAGUGCUACAGCAACAGUGAGGACCGGGCCUUCGCCCUGCUGGUGCGCCGCAACCACAGCUGGAGCCGGACCACCUGCCUGCACCUGGCCACCGAGGCGGACGCCAAGGCCUUCUUUGCCCAUGACGGCGUGCAGGCGUUCCUGACCAAGAUCUGGUGGGGGGACAUGGCUGCCGGCACACCCAUCCUGCGGCUGCUGGGCGCCUUCACCUGCCCUGCCCUCAUUUACACCAACCUCAUCACCUUCAGUAAGGAAACCCCUCUGAGGACGGGCCUGGAGGACCUGCAGGAGCUGGACAGCCUGGACACAGAGAGGAGCCUGCUGUGUGGCUCGGGCAGCCGGGUGGAGGAGCCAGUGGAGACACCAAAGGGUGCAGGUGACCGAGGCCCGCAGGCUGCCUUCCUGCUCACACGCUGGCGGAAGUUCUGGGGGGCACCGGUGACUGUGUUCCUGGGGAACGUGGUCAUGUACUUCGCCUUCCUCUUCCUUUUCACCUACGUCCUGCUGGUAGACUUCAGGCCGCCUCCCCAGGGGCCAUCUGGGCCCGAGAUCACCCUCUACUUCUGGGUCUUCACACUGGUGUUGGAGGAAAUCCGGCAGGGCUUCUUUACCGAUGAGGACACACACUUAGUAAAGAAGUUCACUCUGUACGUGGAGGACAACUGGAACAAGUGUGACAUGGUAGCCAUCUUCCUGUUCACCGUCGGUGUCACCUGCAGGAUGCUAACCUCCUUAUUUGAGGCCGGCCGGACCACCCUUGCCAUCGACUUCAUGGUAUUCACGCUUCGGCUCAUCCACAUCUUUGCCAUCCAUAAGCAAUUGGGCCCCAAGAUCAUCAUUGUGGAGAGAAUGAUGAAGGAUGUCUUCUUCUUCCUCUUCUUCCUGAGUGUGUGGCUCGUGGCCUACGGUGUGACCACCCAAGCACUGCUACACCCCCAUGACGGCCGCCUGGAGUGGAUCUUCCGCCGCGUGCUCUACCGGCCCUACCUGCAGAUUUUUGGGCAGAUCCCCCUGGAUGAGAUUGACGAAGCUCGCGUGAACUGUUCCGUCCACCCCCUGCUGCUGGAGGACUCGCCCUCCUGCCCCAACCUCUAUGCCAACUGGCUGGUCAUCCUCCUGCUGGUCACCUUCCUGCUGGUCACCAACGUGCUGCUUAUGAACCUGCUCAUUGCCAUGUUCAGCUACACGUUCCAGGUGGUGCAGGGAAACGCCGACAUGUUCUGGAAGUUCCAGCGCUACCACCUCAUCGUGGAAUACCACGGGCGUCCGGCCCUGGCCCCACCCUUCAUCCUCCUCAGCCACCUGAGCCUGGUGCUCAAGCGCGUCUUCAGGAAGGCAGCCCAGCAAAAGCAGGAGCACCUGGAGCGAGACCUGCCGGACCCCCUGGACCAGAAGAUCGUCACCUGGGAGACUGUUCAGAAGGAGAACUUCCUGAGCAACAUGGAGAGGAGGAAGAGGGACAGUGAGGGGGAGGUGCUGCGGAAAACCGCCCACAGAGUGGACUCUGUUGCCAAGUACCUCGGGGGGCUGAGAGAGCAAGAAAAGCGGAUCCGGUGUCUGGAAUCACAGGUCAACUACUGCACGCUGCUCCUGUCCUCCAUGGCUGAUGUGCUAGCCCCAGGCAGCAACUACUGGAGCUCUCGGCAACGUGGUAAUGGGAGCCAGCAGGCCCCUGCUGGCCACGGAGAUGGCCCUGGUGGCAGAGAAUACCCAGAGGCUGGCCAGCCACCCUCAGACAACUGAGCUGCUUGGCCUGCCAUGCCACAGGCCCAACUAAGCCCAGGCCUGGCCCAUCACUGGUCAUCCUGGGCCUUGGGGACACAUUAACUUUCCCCCAUCUCCACUGGAGGUCCCAGAGCAAAGUAGCCCUCCCAGCCUCAUCAGAACACCUCUUCCUGAACAUGUCCCUGUGAAGAUGAAUCAUUCUCUCUUGACCUACCUGAGACCCCCAGCAGUAUUGGUGGCAGUGUCCCUCACAGGAUGAGUCCUCCAUGUCCCUGUUUAAGACCUGGCUGGCCUGGCUUGGACAGCCAGUUCUGGCCAAACCCCAGGAAGUUGGGGGUUCCUUCCAUCCAGGCUGGGCAGCUGCUUUGGGGCCUGCCCUGCCUCCACUUGUGUCAUCUGAUAAGAAACUAUCUUUUCCUGAAACGCCUGUGAUCAACAUCUCUACCCCUUAAGACACAAAGGGCCCCUUA
Marmota monax (woodchuck) is the source of this 3955-nucleotide messenger RNA. It is a transcript of the gene Trpm5, whose product is annotated as transient receptor potential cation channel subfamily M member 5. Bases 6 to 3503 code for a protein of 1165 amino acids. Gene Ontology annotation, cellular component: membrane. NCBI's taxonomy places the organism in Eukaryota, Metazoa, Chordata, Mammalia, Rodentia, Sciuridae. Gene Ontology annotation, biological process: calcium ion transmembrane transport. The record is from RefSeq and is a predicted model, not a curated record. Gene Ontology annotation, molecular function: ligand-gated calcium channel activity; calcium-activated cation channel activity. The transcript is spliced from 24 exons.